AUUCGUGUGGUCUCCAUGAUCCACACACACAUCAGCUAAGCUGAGACCCGGAGCGAGAGAGCAGCCAGCCAGCCAUGGCCGCAGGAGCUGCCUGCUGCUACCGCCCUGCCGCGGGGAGGGCAAGCGUGGACGCCUUCAUCCCCUCAUCGCCUUCGAUGCCGCAGGGCAAGGUCUUGUUUACCAGCGGCAGCGGCAGCCGGUGGUGGAUGAGGAGGAAGAGGGUGGAGGGGAGGGUCAGCACCAGCGGCAGGGUGAGGGGGAGGCCCUCCGUGAGGCGCGCCGUCUUCUCCCCCGUCGCCAUGGAGUGGCAGGAGUGCAGCACCGAGAUUGAAGUCGAUGUGCCCUGUUCAGUGGCUUACCAGUGUUAUUCAGAGCGUGAGACAAUUCCUCAAUGGAUGCCAUUUAUCUCAUCUGUCAAGGUCCUUGAAGACAAACCAGAUCUAUCACGUUGGACUUUGAAGUAUGAGAUACUUGGUAGAAAUGUAGAGUUUUCGUGGCUAGCUCGAAACAUGACACCUACGAAAAACCAAAAGAUCCAUUGGCGAUCUCUUGAAGGUCUUCCUAACAGGGGUGCUGUUCGAUUCUUUCCUAAAAGCUCAUCCUCUUGUAGAGUACAACUGACUGUGGCUUAUGAAGUUCCUGAAAUUUUGGCCCCCGUUGCAUCGGCGCUGAAGCCAUUUCUGGAAGGGUUGCUUAUGAAUGGUUUAGAACGCUUUGCCACGUAUGCAAGAGAGCGACAUACCAAGAUUCCUCGACCUUGACAAGCGCCCCAUUUCUAAAUAUUCCAGUUUCAUUAAAGCGAAGCCUGAUAAAGAUAGCAAUUGAUGUAAAGACCACCUAAUGCUACUCUAGAUUUGUUGUGGGGGAAAAAUGUGUCACCAUUCAAACAAGAGCGACUGCUGUGGGAAAUAAAAUCUUAAGGUUCAACUCAUGCUGUAUGUGAUCGUUUUGUUUGAAUACUCAUAAUUGUUGAAAUACACCAGUGUUGAACUUGUGCGUAA
Molecule: messenger RNA, 1001 nt
Organism: Oryza brachyantha (malo sina)
Lineage: Eukaryota; Viridiplantae; Streptophyta; Magnoliopsida; Poales; Poaceae
Exons: 7
Coding region: 75-761 (228 amino acids)
Source: RefSeq, a predicted model, not a curated record